Parastagonospora nodorum SN15 is the source of this 1368-nucleotide messenger RNA. RefSeq lists its product as hypothetical. NCBI's taxonomy places the organism in Eukaryota, Fungi, Ascomycota, Dothideomycetes, Pleosporales, Phaeosphaeriaceae. The record is from RefSeq and is a predicted model, not a curated record. The transcript has 2 exons. Bases 1 to 1368 code for a protein of 455 amino acids.
AUGUCUGGGACUGGGCAUGUCUCACCACUCUUCAGUCUGCCUCUAGAGCUCCGCGAGGAAAUCUAUAAGAGCGUUCUUUCUGGUCCCAGUCAAGGCUUGGACAUACUACGAACUUGCCAAGAGAUUCAACACGAGGCACAAAAGUUCCUCUAUCAGAGGGAAUUGAUCUUUCCAAGUCAAGGAGCCCUGUACGCAUGGUUGGCCAAAACCCCCCGCGAACUGAUCGCCUACGUUUCGAGUAUUACCAUCCACGUCCAAGAUGUUGAUCUUAGACCCAUACUUGGGGACCUAACUUCGAGCUAUCAGUCAGCAACUCCUUUGCGUUUGUCAACUUCGGAGCUGUACCGGGCAGAAGUGGGCAGCCUCGGGCAGGCUUUGAAGGAGAUCCCAAAGCUCAGAAUCAUCACACUUCGAGCUCUUCUUCAUCAGCCAUCGAUGUUGUACCGACAAUUCACAACGCAAGUCUUGAGGGUGGUCAGUGCAUCCUGUCCACAUUUGCUGGAUCUCCGCUUAGAAGGCAACUUUCAUCACCAGGGACUUGAGUUCUUGGCGACCCUAAAUAGCUUGGAAUCUUUGUCAUUCGAUGGCUUCUCGUUGUCAUCGCCGGUCCAAGCCGUCAAGAUCCUGGCCAGCCUCAGUCACCUUCAUAAUCUAUCCCUGGUCUCGGAAUAUGCACCAUCCAACCCCGACACCGGCUUGGACGGAAACCUCACCGCGAAAGGAGGACACUUCAAGGAAGAAGUUUUGCGCACCGCCAGACGCCUCCCUUAUGUUUCCACUGCUGAAGAAAUCCCUGUUCUCUCACCUACUUCCUUCUUCAUCUCGGAGGUCCUCAGCUCAUUGCACGAUCACAACGCAUUGAACAGUAUCUCAAUACGACUGUCUUACACGCCAAAUGUUGCGACAUUAGUUUCUUUGGAGGAAUUUUUGAAAAGAUCGCCCAUUACACGAUUGGAGCUCGACUGGCCAGAUUUGCAACCUGAUGUUUUACAGCGACAUUGCUUGUUGGGUAGCCAUCUGAAAACGGUUUGGGUGAAAAUACAUUACGAAUCAUACGCAAUUGAGAUAUUAUGGUCAAUUGUUGAAAAUCGACAAGCUGGCGACUUAAACAACCUGAGAAAGGUGGUGCUGAUCCGCCCUAUAACUUUUUGCGGAGGCGUACGGAGCCUGCCACACGAUGAGAGGAAAGAGGACCCACAGCCUGUUAGACGGCUCGGUAGCGGUCUAGGAAACUUGCAGUUGAAAUCAUAUCGUGCGGCAAUCAAGACGGUGCCCAUAUCCGGCACUGUGUUGGCAAAUGACGACCGGGAUAUUGUUCACUUGUUUUCGGACGGCAAAGAAAACCCCCUCGAUGAUAUCAAUUCUUAG